Molecule: messenger RNA, 2037 nt
Organism: Abrus precatorius (Indian licorice)
Lineage: Eukaryota; Viridiplantae; Streptophyta; Magnoliopsida; Fabales; Fabaceae
Product: probable cysteine desulfurase
Exons: 5
Coding region: 24-1970 (648 amino acids)
Source: RefSeq, a predicted model, not a curated record
UUCAUCUUGCGACUCCUCUUAUUAUGGGUUGCAUUCAUAGACAAUGUCGUAUAUAUCACAUCAUUAACUUCAAAUUCAAGUUGAAGAAGGCAAAGCAACCCAUGUUAGCGGAGAAACCCAUAUUUCCAGAGCUAUGCAUAGCUCAAAGCCAGAGAAAGGCAAAUAGUGGGAUCGAAAUUUCGACCAUAGAAGAAACAUCUCAUGAUAUUUUCAACCUCCCUGAGUCCUUUAAGAUGCUAGUAGAGAUGCGCCUAUUGGAUAAUGAAUCUGCGGAAGAAAAGCUGUGUUGGUUGCGGUCCCAGAUCAUAGGUAACGAUGUAGAGUUCAACACUCCUUUUGGAAGACGAAAACUUAUCUAUGCUGAUCACACGGCUUCUGGCCGCAGUCUUCACUACAUUGAAAACUUCAUCACGGAUCAUCUUCUUCCUUUCUAUGGCAAUACUCACACUUGUGACAGUUACGUGGGAAGUAGAACAACAAAAAUGCUACACGAAGCAACUGAGUACAUUAAGAAAUGCUUAGGUGGUGGAGAAGACGAUGCACUCAUAUUAUGUGGUUCGGGCACAACUUCAGCCAUCAAGAGGCUACAAGAAGUAAUGGGAAUUGCUGUGCCCUCUAUUAUGAGGGAAAGGCUUUUAAAGAACCUCAAUACAGAAGAAAGAUGGGUGGUUUUUGUUGGGCCACAUGAGCACCAUUCAAACCUACUUUCUUGGAGGCAAAGUCUGGCUGAAGUGGUAGAGAUUGACCUUGAUCACAAUGGGUUGCUUGAUAUGGAUGCUCUAAAGCUACAACUUGAAGCCUACAAAUGUACCAACCGACCCUUGUUGGGAUCUUUCUCAGCUUGUAGCAAUGUUACUGGAAUCUACUCAAAUACACGUGCAAUUGCUCAGCUUCUUCACCAAUACAAUGGCUUUGCAUGCUUUGAUUUCGCAGCCAGUGGCCCAUAUGUGGAGAUUGAGAUGAGGUCAGGGCAAAGUGAUGGGUAUGAUGCUGUGUUCCUCAGUCCCCAUAAGUUUCUUGGUGGUCCUGACUCUCCUGGGGUGCUCCUCAUGAACAAGGCCCUAUACCAAUUAAGCUCUUCAGCUCCAUCUACUUGUGGAGGUGGAACAGUGAAUUAUGUCAAUGGCUUCGAUGAUAAGGAUACAUUGUACGUGGAGAAUGUAGAGGAAAGGGAAAAUGGGGGUACGCCUCCAAUAAUCCAAACAGUGAGAGCAGCAUUGGCAUUUUGGGUGAAAGAAUACAUCAGCUAUGAAGAGAUCCAAAAAAGAGAAAAACUAUACAUCAACAAGGCACUUAAGAGACUCGUGUCUAAUCCAAACAUUGAGAUUCUUGGAAAUUUAAGCAUCAAUCGACAAGCUAUAGUGUCGUUUCUCGUUUAUUCUACAACCAACAAAGAGAAACAUAAUUUAUGGACAGAAACAGGAAGCAAAAGAGGAAAGGUACUUCAUGGACCAUUUGUUGCAACACUUCUAAGUGAUCUCUUUGGCAUUCAAGCUCGUGGUGGGUGUGCUUGUGCUGGACCUUACGGCCAUAAAUUGCUUCAUAUCAACAAAUCUCAAUCGCUAGCUGUUAGAUCAGCAAUUCAAGAGGGUUAUGUUGGAGCAAAACCUGGAUGGACUAGAGUUAGUUUUCCUUAUUACAUGGAAGAGGAGGAAUUUGAGUUCAUUUUAAGUGCAAUAGAGUUUGUAGCAAUGUACGGUCAACGGUUCCUUUCCCUGUAUAGCUUCAAUUUGAGAAAUGGAAGUUGGAGAAUGAAGAGAGAGCAACUAGAUGUUCUAACAAAGGAAAAUAAUUGCAACAAUUGGAAAGCAAGUAGUGGAUAUAAUAUUGGAGAUAAACAAGUUAGAAUGUUAAGAAGGAAAUCAUAUUUAGACGCAGCUAAAUAUAUUGCAAGUUGUCUCCCCAAAUUCCCUUCUCAAAGCACACUCCUUGGAGAAGUAGAUCCCAGUAUCCUCCAUUUUAGAGUUUAAUUAUGUGGUCAAUACCCAGGAUCAUUUGUUAAUCUUUGUAUCUAAUUAUAAUCUACUGUCAUUAAAC